AGUUUACCAAACAUGUUCUAGCUAAAUUUUUUCCCCAUUCAGAUUCAAUAGGAAAGCUUAUUUACUUACAACAGCUAUAACAACUCUUACCUAGGGUCUGUUUUGACAAACUGAAUAACUUUGUGAAUAAUGUAAAAGCCACUUCCCGGUCAUUUCUAGGUAAAAUAAUGAAACUGGAAAAUAUUACCAGGAAAAGCAGACAUUAGCUAGAACCGUACACAUAGAUACAAUUGAAAGGAGGUCGGGGAGAGAGAAAUAGGGAUGGAGUGUUUUUGUCUUCAAUAAACUAUUCGUUUCAAGAGGUCCAUGUUCUCUGUUCCCUGAGCAGACUCAAAUGAACUUCAACUUGUUUAAACAGAAAAUUUGGAGUUUCUCUCCUUCUGUUAUGCAAUAUGCGGAAAAUAUAAGACAAGGUUAUGACACUUAAUGGAGACUCUUCAGUCAUUCUCCGUAGGCUCUUGCUGACGUUUUAGAAGCUUGGUCCCAUAGUACUUGCAGACAAGGCACCGUAACACCAAUAAUUGUUCAACAACGCUAUAAGUACCAUCUGCCUUUGCUUAUCCUCUUCCGUUACACCUUUAAUAGUGCCAUAACAAUUGUAGGCUAUCCUUUCACGUCUGUUUCAUUAUUGUACUCAAUUAAGUUAGUAGGAAGAAAAAUCUAAAUUUUUGGUUGGAAUGUUUCAUUUGAUUGUGUAAUUGGAUAUUUUUUUAGUGUACAAAUUGGAAAAUUCAUGAUCACAGCUAUUAGAAGAACAAGUCAUGAAUCCAACUUGUUCCAUGCCAGUUCCUAUAUGGAGUUUUCUCUUCUUGUUUGGGUAUCAUGAUUCCGGUACACACACUACAUACCAUAUGUUCGAUAUAAAGGUAUUCAUGAGUCUCACUUAAUUUGUUUAAGUUUUUAGGAAGGUUGACCUUCAAAAUGUUAUUAGAGGAGCCUCUAUAUCAAAGUAGUCAAGAGUUUGAUUCUUGUUGCCCUUGUUAUUCUAGAUAAAAGUUAAAUUUCAGAACAAGGUAAAAUGGGCUUGAAAAGAUUUUAUACUUAACAUCUUAAGUAUUUAAGAGAGUUGAUCUUUGAAACUAUACAUCUCCUUUGAUGGAUUUGGCUCCCCUAAGGUAACGGGUGCUCUUUAGACAAUCAAAUGAAUAGAUUUUAAUAAUAUUUUAGACAUAACUUGGGAUGUAUUAGUCCAAUUGAUGUGAUCUUGAUCUCGUUGGAAAGACAAAAGAGAGAUCUACAACCUUUAUGAAGAACACGGGAUCCAAAUCCAUCAAUUUGGAUACUAAAAAUUGACUGACAAAUAGAUUUAGGAAGAUUUUUACUAAAUCGUUGCUUCUCAUUUAUCGCUUUAAGUCUUUCUAGCUUGCCUAUUGCUUCAAUGCUUUUAUUUAACAAUUUAAACCUGAAACCAAUAUAUUUUUAAGCUAGAAUCAUAUCAAACAUAAAAACUCCAAAGUUUUUUGCAUUAGAUAAUAUAUACUAUGCCUUUGACCAUAUUUAUUAUUAUUUAGCAUACUUUUGGUCUUAAUCAUGCCUAACAAGCGAUGAACGGUAAUUAUACUUAUUUAUUGUGUAUUUUGUGAUUGCAAAAAGUAUGACUGAUGAUCAAAUAUUGCUACAUCCAAACUUCAUUCCGAGACGUCAUCCAGCAUAACAGCCCUUGAUACCGGGAAUAAUAAAUUUCAGCACCAGAAUUGGAUCACCCUUAAUCAUGUGUGAUUAGGCACAAGAUGUGUGAUUAGGCCCAAUUUCUUGUGGUCUUAUCACUGUCAGUACCCUUUAAUAGAUACGAAGGGAGUCUCUAUUUUUGCGUAGUUUUGUUUUGUUUUAAGAUUUUGGAAAAUACAGCUGUUUUCCAUUUUGAAAGAUUUUUCAUGAUAUAUUUCAAUGGUUUCUGAAAGAAUCACUAAGCUGAACACUUCGCUAGUAUUAUGUUUAUGUUAUUCUUCGGUGCAUCUGGUUGGAAUGGAAGGCAUACAUUUUUAGGUGCUUUUAUUUGUCUUUAUAUAUGUUAUGUUGUGUGAUUAUGUUUGUUAUUUCUCUGUUUAGGAGGUAUCUUUUCUCAUCCUGUGAUUUUUCUCUGUACUGUACAAUGUGCCUAAUCUACUUUGUGAUCAUGGAAUGUGAGAAUUCAAUUUGUUAUGCUGAUAUUCUAUAGAAAACAAUUGGAAGCACCUUACGGUAUAGUUUAUCGCUUCUCUUAGAAGAAAUGAGACAUGUAGCUAUUCACCGAAGUGAAGCAAGUUGGUAUUAUUAUUGUUGAAGUGAGAUAUGGCAUGGUGAGACCAACACUCAGAAGAGUCCAUUUAAAGCGGGUAAUAAAUCGGUAACAAACGUAGUUUGCCAAAACAGGGAAAAGUCUAAAAUAUUUAUUUUGUAGACUAAAGUCCAAAAUAUUUUAAAGGCCCUAGGCUGUCCCCAACUAUUUAUAACGCUCAUGAGGCCAUCCAGGACAACCAGGACUUUCUUCUGAUAGCUAUCUGCCUCUACAUUGUGUGUACUUUGUCCCUCAGAAUUGUAGGAAAAAAUCCUUAUGAUUCCACCAACCUAUCACCUCCCUUUCAUAUAGAUGACGGAUCGAUCCUCUUUAAAAAGAAAGAAGCAAAAGACGGAAUGGAAAUAGAUAAGGCCAGUAAGCUUGAAGAAGAGCCUCCUCUCUCUGGUGCUUACAUCCGUAGCCUAGUGAAACAACUAACCACCUCUGGAACAAAAAACUUGAUGAACCCAAAAGACCAAGACUGUGUUGUGAAUGGUGAUGUUUCCCAUGGUCAAAAUUUAACAAAACGUGGUAAAGUUGUAAAUGUUCGUCAGGCACAACAAUCCACACAACCCCAACAACAUAAAAAACAAGUUAGGAGAAGACUCCAUACUAGUAGGCCGUAUCAAGAAAGGCUUCUGAAUAUGGCAGAGGCUAGGAGGGAGAUUGUCACUGCCUUGAAAGUUCACAGGGCAGCUAUGAAACAAGCCAGUGAACAGCAGCAGCAACAUCAACAAGCCCAAGAACAGCAGCUAAGGCCGUCAGUAUCCCUCCAGUCUUCCCAGCACCCAAGUUUUGAGCAAGAUGGAAGAUUGAAGUCUAGGAGAAAUCCCAGAAUUUAUCCAUCAUGCACAACCAAUUUUCCAAGUUACAUGGAUGAUUUAUCCAAUUCAUACAUAGUCCAUCCUCCUCCUUCGGUUCCAAAUUCUUACACCUGGCCUGAUGCUUCUUCCUCAAUUACUCCACCGCCCCUUACGGCUGAAAACCCUAAUUUCAUGCUUCCAAAUCAGACUUUGGGAUUGAACCUCAAUUUUCAUGAUUUCAACAACUUAGACGCCACCCUUCACCUUAAUAACUCAUCAUUAUCCUCAUUCUCAUCUGCAACCUCGUCUUCUCCACAGGAAGUUCCUUCGGUUGGAACAUCGCAUGGAGAGGGGUCUUCUUCACUGGUGGAUACUAUUGAAUCCAAUGCUUCAACCCAGGUUAGUGGAGGCUUACACACAGCCAUGGAUGAUGAGGGUAUGGCAGAGGUCAGGUCAUUAGGAGAGCAAUAUCAAAUGGAAUGGAAUGACAAUAUGAAUUUGGUCAAAUCAGCUUGUUGGUUCAAGUUCUUGAAAAACAUGGAACAUAGGGCACCUGAAGCCAAGAUUGAAGAUGAUGCAUACCAUAAUUUUGACCAACGUCUGGAGUUUCCAGCUUGGUUGAAUGCAAACGAGAGCAACUUCGAGCAGUGCUCGGAGGAUUAUUUCCAAGAUUCUACCUUACCUUGCAUGGAAAUUGGAGAUAUUGACGGUAUGGAUGAUGAUUGGUUAGCGUGACAAGAAGGAUUGAUUGUUUUCGUUAAAUCAAAUCCAUUGCUGCUCUCAUUUUAUUUUUGUUUCGGUAACGGGGGUUUCAGGCACUGUCAUCCCCCUUUUAGCACUACUCUUUUUGGAUAAUAAAUAAGGCUUGCAAAAUUUAAGUAGAGGCAGGCAGCAUCAAUAUGAGUGAUGAACAUUUUUGCUCCCAUUGCUCUUUUUUCCACAAUAUAUGAUGCCAAUAUUGAACAAUAUAAAUAUCUAGUGAUUCUCUUUAUUAUUUAAA
This is a messenger RNA of Gastrolobium bilobum, 4060 nucleotides long. RefSeq lists its product as uncharacterized. The transcript has 2 exons. The record is from RefSeq and is a predicted model, not a curated record. Bases 2614 to 3795 code for a protein of 393 amino acids. NCBI's taxonomy places the organism in Eukaryota, Viridiplantae, Streptophyta, Magnoliopsida, Fabales, Fabaceae.